Messenger RNA from Sphenostylis stenocarpa, 1731 nucleotides. The record is from the annotation of a GenBank genome assembly. NCBI's taxonomy places the organism in Eukaryota, Viridiplantae, Streptophyta, Magnoliopsida, Fabales, Fabaceae.
AUGGCAGAAGCAGAAGACAACUUUCAAGCCUUGCCUAUGGACGAAACGAAGAACAAGAGUAAGGAUAAGAAGAAGCGUGACAAAAAACGACCUCGGGAUAUUACUACCGAGGAGCGUCCAGAAGAAGAGGAGAAUGGGAAUAACAUAGAUAGCGAUGAAGACUCCUCGAUGAAGAAGAAUAAGAAUAAGAAGAAGACGAAGGUGGAAGGCGAAAGUGAAGUGAAAGAGAGAAAGGUGAAGAACAAUGGUGGGUCUGGAAUUAUGAGUUCUGAGUCAUUUGAAUCUCUGGGAUUGUCUGAACCUACUUAUAAGGCCAUUAUGGACAUGGGGUUCCACCACAUGACUCAGAUUCAAGCGAGAGCAAUUCCACCACUUUUGAUCGGAAAAGAUGUUCUUGGAGCUGCAAGGACUGGUUCUGGAAAAACUCUUGCCUUCUUAAUUCCUGCGGUGGAGCUGUUGUACAAUGUUAAGUUUACACCUCGCAAUGGAGCUGGUGUUGUUGUUAUAUGCCCAACUAGAGAGCUUGCAAUACAGACACAUGCUGUGGCCAAGGAGCUUCUCAAGUAUCAUUCACAAACUCUUGGAUUGGUUAUUGGAGGUUCAACUAGAAAACUUGAAGCUGAACGCCUAGCUAAAGGGAUAAAUCUAUUGGUAGCAACUCCUGGUCGUCUCCUAGAUCAUCUUCAAAACACAAAAGGAUUCAUAUAUAAAAAUUUAAAGUGCCUCAUGAUUGAUGAAGCUGACAGAAUCUUAGAAGCAAAUUUUGAGGAGGAAAUGAAGCAGAUUAUUAAGAUCCUUCCAAAGAGUAGGCAAACAGCUUUAUUUUCCGCUACACAAACAAAGAAGGUGGAAGAUCUUGCUCGCUUGUCAUUUCAGACAACUCCUGUCUAUAUUGAUGUGGAUGAUGGGAGAACCAAGGUCACGAACGAAGGAUUGCUUCAGGGUUAUGUUGUUGUACCCUGUGCCAAGCGCUUUAUUGUUCUAUAUUCCUUUUUGAAAAGACACCAGUCAAAAAAAGUGAUGGUCUUUUUCUCUUCAUGCAACUCUGUCAAAUUCCACGCAGACAUUCUUAAUCUCAUUCAGUUGAAUUGUUCAAGUAUUCAUGGAAAACAAAAGCAGCAGACCCGGACAACUACCUUCUUUGAUUUUUGCAAAGCAGAAAAGGGGAUCUUGCUAUGUACUGAUGUUGCUGCUCGUGGACUUGAUAUUCCUGCUGUGGACUGGAUUGUUCAGUAUGAUCCACCUGAUGAACCGAAGGAAUAUAUCCACAGGGUUGGUAGAACAGCUCGAGGUGAAGGUGGAAAAGGAAAUGCUUUGCUUUUCUUGAUUCCUGAAGAAUUGCAAUUUCUCCGCUACCUAAAGGCAGCUAAGGUCCCUGUCAAAGAGUAUGCAUAUGAUGAAAAGAAGGUGGCAAAUGUACGAUCUCACCUGGAGAAUUUGGUUGUCAACAAUUUUUAUUUGAACAAGAUGGCGAAAGAAGCUUAUAGAUCAUACAUAUUAGCUUAUAAUUCACAUUCCAUGAAAGAUAUAUUCAAUGUUCACCGUCUUGAUUUUCAGGCUGUUGCUUCUUCGUUUUGUUUCUCAAACCCACCAAACGUGACACUAAACAUAAACAGCAGUAAGCAAAGGAAGAAAAUGCGUAAAGUUGAUGGAAGUAGACAUGGAUUCAGCGACAACAAUCCUUAUGGAAAGAGAAAUUCAGAUGACAAGCGGCAGAUUGUGAGGCACUAG